This is a messenger RNA of Lactuca saligna, 1716 nucleotides long. The record is from the annotation of a GenBank genome assembly. NCBI's taxonomy places the organism in Eukaryota, Viridiplantae, Streptophyta, Magnoliopsida, Asterales, Asteraceae.
AUGAUUCCUAAAACCCUCUCCCUCACCUCCUUCUCCACAUCCCUCCUUCCUCACCAUUUCAAAACCCUGAAAUUCUGCAAUUCGAGUCGAACCAUAAUCAUUUGCAAACCCAUUAAUUCACAGUCCCAACAACAAAAUCCACCACCAUCUCAAACCCAAUUAUCAGUCUCUGCACCUGAAUCACAAGGAACCGGAGCUGCCGCCCCGACCCGAGGCGAUAUCUUCCUUGAACGACAACAAUACUUAGCAGCUUCAGCUCUCGUUCUUGAGAAAAAGAAGAAGAAGAAGAAGAAAGAGAAAAUCAAUGGUUCCUUGAAACCUACUUCGACAUCAACUUACAGCUGUUACGGGUGUGGAGCCCCGUUGCAGAUUUCAGAAUUGGAUGCCCCGGGUUAUGUUGACCCGGAAACAUAUGAACUGAAGAAGAAACAUCGUCAGCUUAGAACAGUUCUUUGUGGGAGGUGCCGCCUGUUAUCUCAUGGGCAUAUGGUCACCGCGGUGGGCGGAAAUGGAGGUUACGCCGGUGGAAAACAGUUUGUUACUGCGGAGGAGCUUAGAGAAAAGUUACGCCAUUUACGCCAUGAAAAGGCUUUGAUUGUAAAACUGGUUGAUAUAGUGGAUUUCAAUGGCAGCUUUUUGGCUCAUGUACGUGAUCUUGCUGGAGCAAAUCCAAUUAUAUUAGUUGUGACUAAGGUUGAUCUUCUUCCAAAAGGGACAGAUUUUAAUUGUGUUGGUGAUUGGGUUGUGGAAGCCACCAUGAAAAAGAAGCUUAAUGUUUUAAGUGUCCACAUGACAAGUUCAAAGUCAUUGGUUGGACUUGCUGGAGUUAUCUCUGAAAUUCAGAAGGAAAAGAAGGGGCGGGAUGUGUACAUUCUGGGAGCAGCUAAUGUGGGGAAAUCUGCAUUUAUCAAUGCAUUAUUGAAGAUGCUUUCAAAUAAAGAUCCGGUUGCUGCAAUGGCAAGAAAAUAUAAACCAAUACAAUCUGCUGUUCCUGGAACCACAGUUGGUCCAAUUCCAAUUAACGCUUUCCUUGGAGGAGGGAAAUUAUAUGACACACCUGGAGUUCAUCUCCAUCAUAGGCAAGCUGCUGUGAUUCAUUCACAAGAUCUACCUGCUCUUGCUCCCAGGAGUCGACUCAGAGGUCAAUCAUUUACAAAACAGGUAGUCUUGGAUCAAUGGGUAAGUGAGAAAAUGGAGUUUAACGACUUAACUGGUUUUUCCAUAUUUUGGGGAGGCCUCGUUCGAAUCGAUAUUUUGAAGGUCCUUCCGGAAACAUGUUUAACAUUUUAUGGACCCAAAGCCCUAAAGCUUCAAAUUCUACCCACAAAUAAAGCAGAACAAUUCUACAAGAAAGAAGUAGGAGUUGCUUUAACACCACCAAGUGGAGAACAAGUAGCAACUUGGACAGGACUCGAGACUAUUCGCCAAUUACAAAUAAGAUUCGAUGACACACAAAGACCUGCUUGUGAUGUGGCAAUCUCGGGUCUUGGGUGGAUAACAGUUGAACCAGUUGGUCUUGGUCAAAUGGUCAAAGAAGUGGGGUCAAAUUUAGUGGAAGAAAAGGAUAUGGAGAUAUCAUUAGAUGUUCAUGUUCCUAAACCUGUUGAGAUUUUUGUCCGGGCCCCACUUCCGGUUGGUAAGGUGGGAGGAGAAUGGUAUCAGUACAGAGAUUUGACAGAAAAAGAAGAAGAAACCAGACCCAAGUGGCACUUUUAA